CCGACUCUAUAUAAGAUCAUUAUCUUGACCUGAAAUUAGGGUUUCUGGUUUCACACUCUCUUCCACUGCUCAGAGUCUUCACCGCGUAGAGCCUACUUUCUUGUUUCAUCGGUACCUCCAAAGUCAUGGCUACUCAGAUAACCAAGAAGCGCAAGUUUGUUGGUGACGGAGUCUUCAUUGCGGAGCUGAAUGAGGUGCUCACCAGAGAGCUCGCUGAGGAUGGCUACUCUGGUGUUGAAGUUAGGGUUACUCCGAUGCGCACUGAGAUCAUUAUUAGGGCCACUCGUACUCAGAAUGUCCUUGGUGAGAAAGGGAGAAGGAUCAGAGAACUGACCUCAAUUGUUCAGAAGCGAUUUAAGUUUCCUGAGAACAGUGUGGAGCUGUAUGCUGAAAAGGUUAACAACAGGGGCCUCUGUGCCAUUGCUCAAGCAGAGUCGCUGCGUUACAAGCUGCUAGGAGGCCUUGCUGUUAGGAGGGCUUGCUAUGGUGUCCUCAGAUUUAUCAUGGAGAGUGGAGCAAAGGGAUGUGAGGUUAUUGUAAGUGGAAAGCUUCGUGCUCAGCGUGCCAAGUCCAUGAAGUUUAAGGAUGGUUACAUGAUUUCCUCUGGUCAGCCUGUCAAGGAAUAUAUCGACUCUGCUGUUAGGCAUGUUCUUCUUAGGCAGGGUGUACUUGGUAUCAAGGUAAAGAUCAUGCUUGACUGGGAUCCAAAGGGCAAGCAGGGCCCAACAACACCUUUACCUGAUCUGGUCACUAUCCACGCACCCAAGGAAGAAGAGGAAUAUGUUCCACCAGUGCUUUCAACAACCAAUAUUGAGAUUCCGGUCGCUUAAUUUAUGAGUUGGGUUGCUGCCCAAAUGAGAGAUGAUUUUGCAGGACAGACCUUUUAGCUUUUCAAUUAUUUUUACACCAUUUAUCUAGCAUAAUAUAAAUAUAGGAAUUCCCUGAAUGAAUUUAAUGAUUUUGCAGGAUAGGGCUUUUAGCUUUUCAAUUUAUUUUUAUCCCCUUAAUCUAGCAUAAUAUAUAUAUGGAUAGAUAAUCCCUUAAUGCUAUGUGCCAAUACUGUUUUUAUCAUAUAAUAAUAUUUGCUUUUCCCUGCUACAGAA
Tripterygium wilfordii is the source of this 1103-nucleotide messenger RNA. RefSeq names its product 40S ribosomal protein S3-3-like. The record is from RefSeq and is a predicted model, not a curated record. Gene Ontology annotation, cellular component: nucleus; cytosolic small ribosomal subunit. The transcript is spliced from 6 exons. Gene Ontology annotation, molecular function: structural constituent of ribosome; RNA binding. Bases 126 to 830 code for a protein of 234 amino acids. NCBI's taxonomy places the organism in Eukaryota, Viridiplantae, Streptophyta, Magnoliopsida, Celastrales, Celastraceae. Gene Ontology annotation, biological process: translation.